Messenger RNA from Melanotaenia boesemani (Boeseman's rainbowfish), 944 nucleotides. RefSeq names its product transmembrane p24 trafficking protein 6 (gene tmed6). The coding region runs from base 53 to 799 and encodes 248 amino acids. The transcript has 4 exons. Gene Ontology annotation, cellular component: Golgi apparatus; endoplasmic reticulum-Golgi intermediate compartment; COPII-coated ER to Golgi transport vesicle. Gene Ontology annotation, biological process: endoplasmic reticulum to Golgi vesicle-mediated transport; Golgi organization; intracellular protein transport. The record is from RefSeq and is a predicted model, not a curated record. NCBI's taxonomy places the organism in Eukaryota, Metazoa, Chordata, Actinopteri, Atheriniformes, Melanotaeniidae.
CUCUCUCUCUUGGCACCAUUCAUUUGGACAGGGUGGUUCUCCAUUUUCAGACAUGUGUAGGAAACUCUGCUUUUACCUUGUCUUUUUGUUUUUUGGCCCCGUUUACUGUGGGCCUCAGACAAGCCCUCAUGCCAACAUUACAGACCAAGAGCUGCUCUGGGGAGCUGAUCAGUACGACUUUUCUGUGGUGCUUCCUGCAGCUGGGACAGAGUGCAUCUGGCACUUUGCUCACCAUGGAGAGAGAUUUUACCUAAACUUCAUGGUGCAGUGGGUGACUGGAGUCGGCCAUGACAGACACCUGUCAGUCACUGUCAACACGCCCAGUGGUCUGUUAGUAUCCUCUGUUGAUGAUGCAAAGGGUCAGAUCAACUUUGAUGCCAAGGAAACAGGUUUCUAUCAGAUGUGUUUCAGCAACUUUCACAACCGCUUCAGCACCAUGCAGGUCUUCCUCAGCUUUGGCGUCUACUAUGACACUUACCAAGACCCAUCCAAGAGGAAGGAGGAGGAGAAAAAGAAGAAGGAGGAAAUCCAUAAAGAUUUAAACAACACACUGAACAUCAUAGAGGGUUCAAUGCACAAAGUGGAAAACUAUGUGUUCCAUAUGUUCCGCUACUACAGCUUUGGCCGCAUGAAGAAGAGCGCCGACUUCUUCUUGCUGCUGUCUAACUCGCAAUAUAUCACGUGGUGGUCGACAGCCCUCAGCCUGCUCAUCGUCACCUGUGGGUACCUGCAGCUCCUCUUCCUCAAAAGCCUCUUUGUGAACAAGACCAGCACCGAGGACGAGAGGCCACGAUGCUGACAGUCAAAACCAAAAUCUACAGGAAAGCCUCAAAGAAUGUUUAAGAAACCAUAAACUAGAAAGGCUUUGGUUACUUUUAAUCUUUCUGAUGGUUUUUGUGGUUUAUUGUAUUUCUUUACACAGGAUCAAAUAAAUGUUUCCAAUC